AUGUUGUCUUGUAAAGCGUGCCUCAGGCGAGCGAUACAGCCACUAUCUACCAAGGCCUCUUUUGUCGAAACAUCAGCCACGGUUUCGACCCUCCAACAUGGCCUCCCACCCCACCUCCAGCUUCAGCAACGGUCUCAAACGACAGUCUCCCGCGCCGCUUUCAUGAAGGAGGCGCGGAGAAGCCCCAGAGACACUGACAAUGCUGAUGACGUUGCCGAGAAAAACAGGAAGCGGAAGAUGGAUUGGGCUGUUGACCAGCACCUCAAGCAUAUGGACGACCCCUACAAUAUCGCCCAGCACGUCGAGGCAACCCUCAAGAAGGGCCGUUUUGACGAGGCGCUUCUCCUCGUCCAACGCUCCAGCAAGGACAAGCAGGUCGCCGUCGCCUGGAACCAUUUGAUCGAGUACAAGGUUCGCGACAAGAGCGUCAACGCCGCCAUCAAGCUUUUCAACGACAUGAAGAAGCGAGGCCAGCAGCCCAACGACCGAACAUACACCAUCCUCCUCACCGGCUGCGCAAAGUCGCUUGACCCUAAAGCCGCCGUUCCGAAGGCCGUCGCUAUCUACAACUCGCUCCUCAAAGAGAACUCGGCCGUCCGCGCCAACUCUUUCCACCUCAACGCCGUUCUUCAGGUCUGCGGCCGCGCGGGCGACGUUGACGCCAUGUUCUCCAUCGCCGAAACAGCCGACGCCCGUGCCGGCCGCAAGACCACGGCAUAUACGUAUACGACCAUCAUCAACGCCCUGCGGUUCGAGGCGGAGAACCCCGAGAAGCAAAGAAGUCAAUCCCUCCAGGAGAUCCUCGACACGAUGGCGCAGAUGGUCAAGCGGUGCAAGGCCAUAUGGGAGGAGGUCAUGCGCAACUGGCGCAAAGGCACGCUAGAACUCGACGAGGACCUCGUCUGCGCCAUGGCCCGCGUACUGCUACUUGGCGACAAGAAGGAUCAGGCUAAUAUCAUACCCCUGCUCGAGGAGACCAUGAGCGUCCGCGAUCUGGCCUGCAAAAACCCCGCCAAGGACCAUGCGCUGCGCAUGAACGAAGGCAUGAAGGGUAUCGCCGCAGCCGUUGGCACUGCCGGCUCCGCGCAACAAAAGGCCGUCCCAUCGACGAAGCCGAGGAUCAAUUAUGCCAUACCGCGGUCCAACACUCUCUCCCUCGUUCUCACCACCCUCCUCCAAAAUAGGCAGGCCAAGCUGGCUGUGCAGUACUGGAAUCUAUUUGUCUAUUAUUAUGGCCUUGAGCCUGACUCGGACAACUGGAACCAGCUCCUCCGUAUCUAUGAGCGCAACGGAUCGAGCCGCGACGCUGCCAAGGUUGUACAGAAGCUGCCCGACGAGAUGCUGGUGCCCAUCAUGUACCGCCGUGCCCUUUCGGCUUGCGUCAACGACAAGAUGAACCAGAAGGCCUUUGAGAAUGCAACCGCUGUCCUGGAGAGGAUGACGGCGCACGUCGCCGCCUCCAAAGGGACGACGCCUCUCGACGUCCGCGCGCUUCACAUAUACCUCAAAGUUGGUUUAUCGUCCAAUUUCCAGUUCCGCCAGGUGGCCAAGUCGGGCGAGGUCGAGGAAGCGAGGCGCGCGUACGGCGAGCAGCUCGCCGCCGCAGUUAACAACAUAUGGGCGCCCUUCACCUCGGCGAAGGACGCGAUGUUGAAGAAGAAACCCAAGGCGGGAGGGAAGCCCUCAUCCAAGACAUCGCAAAUGCACGGUUUCGCGGUCAAGGAGCUGAUCGAGAUCGCCCGCAACAUGAUCAGUGCCGUCGACAAGAUCGUCAACGAGAACCGGCUCGCUGACGAGGAGGCCGUCGAGGCGCUUAAGCAGAAGCGCAACAAGCUCAACCGCUUCGUGGUCGAGUUCACCGAUCCGAAUCAGCAGAAGGAGGAGGAUCUCGUCGUCACGAAGAAUACGCCCAUGAAAGAUGGCGAGGGUGUCAUGUGA
This is a messenger RNA of Colletotrichum higginsianum IMI 349063, 1938 nucleotides long. RefSeq names its product Pentatricopeptide repeat domain-containing protein. Bases 1 to 1938 code for a protein of 645 amino acids. Gene Ontology annotation, molecular function: protein binding. The transcript has a single exon. NCBI's taxonomy places the organism in Eukaryota, Fungi, Ascomycota, Sordariomycetes, Glomerellales, Glomerellaceae. The record is from RefSeq and is a predicted model, not a curated record.